GGCCUCACAGAUUAAACUUAGAUUUCAACAUGUGACAAUAAAUGGCAAAGUAUUUAGUAGCACAACGUCAAUCCAUACAAUUGACCAAAAAUCGCAGAAUCCCUUCAAGAUCACACUUUCUCCAUUUUUCAAGGUAUAAUUCUAUUCCCGGGCGACUCACUGAGAAAGGACAGCCAAGAAAGAUUGACCUAGCAAAAUGCUUAAAUAUGCAGGUUGGAGACUUAGUACAGGUUCUGCAUGGGCAGGACAAAGAUAGGCAAGGUGUCAUACUGAGGAUUUUUCACAAGAAAAACCAAGCAAUAGUGGAGAAUUGUAACAUGCGUGAAGUAUUUUGGAACCCAAACUUUGAUGGUAAACGGCAAAGCCUCAUCACGCAAGAAAUGCCCAUACACAUAACUAACAUCGCUAUGGUAGAUCCAGUCGCAAAGAAACCGACGAUUGUCAAGCGUAGGUAUAUGAUGAACGGGGAAUGCGUACGGAUUUGCAAGCUAUCUGGUUCAUCUGUUCCAGAACCUGUAAAAGUUAGUCAGAGUCAAUACCAAAAGCCGCCAAAGCGCAGAACCCCUACAAGGGAUAUAUAUUUGAACAAGGACUAUGAAAAUUUCAAUUUGUUAACAAAAUUUGCAAGACUAAUAAAGGACAAACGGAUAGAAUCGAGAUUAGCGGACAAAAAAUGAUUCAGACAGUUCGAUAUUACAACACAAGAGAUACAAAUGUUUGGAAUCAACAUUUAAUAGGCUUUUCAAAGUUAUCACAAUACUAGUGCGGAAAAUAGGCGAAUUUUAGGGUUUGUCCGGAUGUUUUGAUGAACAGCCCUUUCAUCUAUUCACACAUAAAAUCUUCUU
Theileria equi strain WA is the source of this 845-nucleotide messenger RNA. Its product is annotated as 50S ribosomal protein L24, putative. Lineage: Eukaryota; Apicomplexa; Aconoidasida; Piroplasmida; Theileriidae. Gene Ontology annotation, cellular component: ribosome; mitochondrion. Gene Ontology annotation, molecular function: RNA binding; structural constituent of ribosome. The record is from RefSeq and is a predicted model, not a curated record. Gene Ontology annotation, biological process: translation. The transcript has 5 exons. The coding region runs from base 42 to 677 and encodes 211 amino acids.